This is a messenger RNA of Dendrobium catenatum, 1137 nucleotides long. RefSeq names its product zinc finger protein 1. NCBI's taxonomy places the organism in Eukaryota, Viridiplantae, Streptophyta, Magnoliopsida, Asparagales, Orchidaceae. The record is from RefSeq and is a predicted model, not a curated record. The coding region runs from base 335 to 1036 and encodes 233 amino acids. The transcript has a single exon. Gene Ontology annotation, molecular function: DNA-binding transcription factor activity.
AGAAGACGAGCAUAGCGAACCGCCAUCCACGAUAAACACGUGCCGGAAACCAAGCCAAGCCAGGUCGUUUCUCUUCUCCCCGCCGUUAACUUGCCCCGCAGCUUCGGUUGACCGUAUUUGGACAUUUGACGGGCUGCCAAUUUCCCUUUUUGGUACCCGACCUCUUCUCCGUCAUCGCUUACUUCUGCCACCCACUUUCCUCCCAUCUGCAGCCAUGGCCACGCUCCCAUCCACAUCUCGCUCUCUAUAUAAACACCACACUUGCCCACUCACUACCACAUCUCCCCCACCAAAUCCCUAAAAAUCCUCUCUUGCGUUCCCAAUUGAAACUUUAAUGGCCAUAGAAGCUCCGCAGACCGCGCCGGCCGGCCAUACGAUCUCCGACGAGUCCCGUUUCCCCAUGGAAGGCUGGAUUAAGCGAAAGCGCUCGAAUCGCCAAUCCCGAGUAUUGGAUCGUUCUCAAUCCGAAGAGGAAUACCUCGCCCUCUGCCUCCUCACGCUCGCCCGUGACAGAUCCUACACGUUUUCUCAGAUCCCGUCCCCAAAUCUCGAUUACAAAUGUUCCGUCUGCGGCAAGGCGUUUUCGUCUUACCAAGCCCUCGGCGGCCACAAGACCAGCCACCGGAAACCUGUCCCUGUUCAUUCCGGCGACAACCACCUCUUCGCCGGAUCACCGGCGGUUUCGUCGUUGUCAUCCGAUGGAGAUCACAAGGGGCAUCAGUGUCUGAUCUGCCUCAAGACAUUCGCAACAGGGCAGGCGUUGGGCGGGCACAAACGGUGCCACUACGACGGCACCAUAGGAAGCGCUGCCGGCGCGGGAUCGGCAGCGGCCGCGUCGUCAGAGACGGGCAGCGCUGGAACGCGUGGAUUUGAUUUGAAUCUGCCGCCGGUGAUGGAGUUCGGAUUCGAGAUUGGAAGGCGAUAUUGGGGUCUGGAGGAGGAGGAGGAGGAGGUGCAAAGCCCUCUUCCGUCUAAGAGGCCGCGCCUUCCCAUCACGGCUGAGGUCUCUCCUGCUCCGCUGAUAGGCUUUGUUUAGAAAUCAUUCUUACAGAGCUAUUUUCGUGUAAAGUAAUAUGUGGAAUUACUUAGAAUUCUUUGUAAAAGUAUUCAUUGACUAGUCAUUUAGUUAUUCUUUUA